This is a messenger RNA of Spinacia oleracea (spinach), 957 nucleotides long. RefSeq lists its product as uncharacterized. NCBI's taxonomy places the organism in Eukaryota, Viridiplantae, Streptophyta, Magnoliopsida, Caryophyllales, Amaranthaceae. The coding region runs from base 95 to 589 and encodes 164 amino acids. The record is from RefSeq and is a predicted model, not a curated record. Gene Ontology annotation, cellular component: chloroplast thylakoid membrane; chloroplast inner membrane. The transcript is spliced from 5 exons.
UGUUACAUAAAUCAGUUGGCAAAAGGAGCUUCGGCAUCAUCGAUUUUUUUUCUCUCUCCUCUUUCCGUCAUUGUUCUACGAAGCGCCAUUGAAGAUGUCUUCUCUAUCUAGUACUCUGGUCCUUGCUCGUAACUCCCCUUCGCAGCUUUCAUCUAGCUUUUCUUUCAAGCAGUCAGAUCUUCCAGUCUCAUGUCCUACCAACUUGAGCUUUUCUCCACUUCGCACCAGAAAGGCUUCACAAAAACCUCUUGUUGUUCAAGCUGCUUAUAGUGAUGGUGGGAGGCCCAGCAGUGCAGGCAUUUUCGUGGGAGGCUUCAUUUUGGGAGGACUUGUUGUUGGGACCCUUGGCUGUGUGUAUGCGCCCCAGAUAAGCAAGGCUCUUGCCGGAGCUGACAAAAAGGAUUUGAUGCGGAAACUGCCCAAAUUUAUCUAUGACGAGGAGAAAGCUUUGGAGAGAACAAGGAAAAUCCUGACUGAGAAGAUUGAUCAGUUGAACUCCGCUAUUGAUGAUGUGUCAUCUCAGCUGCGGUCUGAAGAUACCCCAAAUGGAGCAGCCGUGACCUCUGAUGAUCUUGAAGCUGCCAUAUGAGAUAUCAAAUCAUUCACGUGCUCUCCCAUAUCAGCAAAGAUACAUUUUCAGAAGAUUAGUGUACUUGCCAAAUUUGAUGUUGAAGCAUGUUCCAGGCUUGGUUAUAAAUGUAUUGUCAGGAUUUUCCAUUCAGCUAAUAUGGGAUAUAAGUGCCCAAGUAUUCUAUUACAGAAGUAGCAUUAUUUGUGUAUUUUGGAUGUUUAUAAUCUGUUAGGAUUCCAGCUCUGUGAUUUGCUCGUACAGAAGAACUGUACUGUAAGCUAGCCUGAGAACAUGACUACUAGCACAAGUUUACCACAAAACCACAUCAUAUCAGAAGCUCUUCUAAGGAACAAAUUUCAUACUAGACAUAUUUCUUCAUUAUUCUA